UAGAAAUGCCUCUAGCGCAGGCUCAGCCUGUACAAUAGACGUGUGCAGGUCGUGGCUGAAACCGGUGUGAUCAGAGGAAAGCCCCACGGACUGUACUCAAACGAUCCCAGAAGCAGUUGCUGGACAGGACUCCCACAUUUUUGCAGUCUAGAGCAACUAUGUGUGACGAGGACAUGAUUUACAUGGCCAAGCUGGCUGAGCAGGCAGAGCGCUACGAUGAUAUGGCCAAAACCAUGAAAAAAUUUGCAAAGAUGAAGAAUGUACUGAACUCAGAACAGCGAAACUUGUUCUCAGUAGCUUACAAAAAUGUGGUGGGUGCCCGUCGUUCUUCAUGGCGAAUUAUCUCCAAUGAGGAAGGCAAAGCUAAUAAUGAAGAAAAGAAGAAUAUAACUAAAAGCUACAGGGAGGACAUUGAAAAUGAGUUGAAGACGACUUGCAAAGAAGUUUUGGAUCUUCUGGAUGACCCCUUGAUUCCUCAUGCUGCAAAUGAUGAUGAUGAAGUGUUUUAUUAUAAAAUGAAAGGCGACUACCACCGGUACCUGGCUGAAGUGGCACUGCAAGAUGAUACUGAAAGUAAGUCAAAAUCAGAAGAGGCCUACAAAAAGGCCUGUGACAUCUCUGAAAAGAUGCCCUCCACAGACCCCAUCCGUCUUGGACUAGCCCUCAAUUACUCAGUUUUCCAAUAUGAGAUCUGCAACAAUGCAGAACUUGCUUGCUCAUUGGCUCAAAAGGCUUUUGAUGAUGCCAUUGCAGAACUAGACAAUCUCAAAGAUGACAGUUACAAAGACAGCACCCUUAUCAUGCAACUCCUGAGAGACAAUUUAGCACUGUGGAACUCUUGUAACCAGGGCGAAGAGGGAGAGGAGUGAAUCUUCUGACUUCAGUAGUUGUCUACCUGCCUUUCCAACAUUCCAGCUCAUUUUAUGGAGACCUAUUUGGUUAUCAUUGUCCUCAAUCUUUUAAUGUUCCACUCCUGUAGGCCUUUUUGAAGUAUGGAAGGCUGCAAUUAACGAUUAAUAUGGCAGUUAUUAUUUUUGAUUAGUUGUUUACAUUGUAAAAGACUAGAGUAAGAGUAUAUUUACAACAUUUUAGUCAUUACACAGGUUUUACAAGCUGUGUCAUUUAGGGGUAAUAAUUGCACUGUGUCAUAAAACCUUUUCAGCUAAUGGUGCAUUGUUUGUUCAGAAAACAAUUUGAUUAUGAUUUAUUUCAAUAAACGAUUGGUUGCAGUUAACUUUCAGCCGUUUAAGUAUGUAUAAGUAAAGACUACAAGAAUAAGUGCAUUUGCAUACUUGAGGUCAGUAAGGGCUUGGACAUUUACAUCACUGUUCCUGUUGCUUGGCUGGCAAUUUUGUCUCCAUUUUGGAUUUGAGGACAUUCUCACCUGUUAUGUCAAAUACAUAUUUAUAUACACACUCAAUUUUUUGUAAUACUGUACAUCUGUUUAACAUUUUAAACCUGAGAAAUGAGUGAAGGUGACAGGAGCAACUAUUGUGGCCAAAUGGUGGCAUAAGGCAAGAUUCAGUCCACCCAGGUUACAUUCCACUUCAUUUAGUUUAUUAUAGAAAUGUUUUUUGUUUUUGUUUCUCUUCUGUUUUAGUGGGAAAUCUGCAGCUGUAUUUCUGUGCAUAUUAACAGUUAAUUUGAAGAACAAAAAAGUACUACAAACUGAUUGCAGUGGUCCUCCCUUUGUAUUACUGUUUUGUAUUGGCAUGUUCUUUGGGUUCUUUGGGACAAAUAUUGAGGGAAAGGGGGCUCUUAACUGUAUGUGGUGGAAAGUAAGCCUUAAAUGGUUAAGGAACCAUUGCAUCCAUUUGUAUUUAGGGGUUUUAUUAACGGAUAUAAAAAUUGGGAUGCUGAAGCAUGUGUUUUUGGAAAAAUGUUUCAUUUAAAUAAGAAUACACGUAUUUAGAAAAUCAAAAUCUGGACCUCUUUGUCUUUAAUCAUCACAGACAUUGCAAGAUUUCCGGACCUUUUUUUUAAUGUUUGCUGAGUGCAAAGAUCAAGAUGUUUGAAGAAUGUGUUUGGUAUGUUGGCUGCAAGAUGGAGAGUAUUGUGAGGGCAGCAGAGGAUGUGACCUAAGUCUGCAUUUUUCCACAUGACUGUCUCUGUGGAGAAAUGUAAAUGACUAUCUCUGGUAAGUAAUCACCUUGCAGAGUGACUGAAACAGAAAUGUGGUUUACUCAGUUGCCACUGAAAGGCCUGAUUAUAGGCACAGAAUAUCACUGAAUAAGCUUGUAAUGAAAACCAUUCAGGGUCAUGUGAUGGCAUCUCAGUGCAUUACAAUUGUAAUAAAUUGUUUCAAUUGUA
This is a messenger RNA of Periophthalmus magnuspinnatus, 2310 nucleotides long. RefSeq names its product 14-3-3-like protein. Lineage: Eukaryota; Metazoa; Chordata; Actinopteri; Gobiiformes; Gobiidae. Gene Ontology annotation, biological process: signal transduction. The coding region runs from base 159 to 869 and encodes 236 amino acids. Gene Ontology annotation, cellular component: cytoplasm. The transcript has 6 exons. The record is from RefSeq and is a predicted model, not a curated record.